AUGUUAGCAGGUCACACGACACGCUGGACCCUGUACGGAAUGCUGGAGUCGACGAUAGGCAAGGCCUGCCUAUUGCGCGCUGUUUGCGAAUCCUCGGCGAAUCCGUUCAACAAAGGUCACGGGCUCCUGGGGGAGCUGUUACACGCCUUCCUAACGCCGUCGACGACUCACGAGGAAUACGAAAUCUACUCAAAUCGCGAAUAUCACGCCGCCGAGGAGAUCGGCAGAAAUACGCGCGGGCAAUGCGCGCAUUUUUAUUCGGAAUGCGACUACAGUCCUCUCGAUUACUUCACUAGAUUGCUUUGA
Molecule: messenger RNA, 306 nt
Organism: Linepithema humile (Argentine ant)
Lineage: Eukaryota; Metazoa; Arthropoda; Insecta; Hymenoptera; Formicidae
Source: RefSeq, a predicted model, not a curated record